AUGCUUACUAAUUGUCUUUCCUUCAUUUCUUCUCUAUAUACGUCACAUGCUCAUUCCUGUUUUUAUUUCUUCUUCUUUUCUCUCUUUCUAUGUGAACGUCUUACAAUUCCCUUAUUCUUUCUUGCAUUCUUUCACUCUAUCUUUUCACCACAAUGUGAGUUCCAGUUUUUUUCUUUCUUUUUGCUUGCUUACUUUGUUCUUUCCUUUUUUUUUCUUCUUUCUUUCCUCUUUUCCUUUUUCUUUUUUCUUUUCUUCUUUCUUUUCUUCCACACUUUUUUUUCUUCUUUCUUCCUCUUUUUUUCUUCUUUCUUCCUCUUUUUCUUCUUUCUUCACUCUUUUUUCUUCUUUCUUCCCUUUUCCUUUUUCUUCUUUCUUCUUUUUUUUUUUCCUCUUUUUCCUUUUUCUUCUUUCUUUCUUUUUUUCUUCUUUCUUCCUCUUUUUCUUUUUCUUCUUUUUUUUUCUUCUUUCUUCCUCUUUUUCUUUUUCUUCUUUUCCUUUUUCUUCUUUCUUCCACUUUUUUCUUCUUUCUUCCUCUUUUUCCUUUUUUUCUUUCUUCCCUUUUUUUCUUUCUUUCUUCUUUUUUCUUCUUUCUUUCUUUUUUCUUCUUUCUUUCCUCUUUUCCUUUUUUCUUCUUUCUUCCUCUUUUCUUCUUUCUUCCACUCUUUUCCUUUUUUCCCUCUUUUUUUUCUUCUUUCUUCCUCUUUUUCUUCUUUCUUCCCUCUUUUCUUCUUUCUUCCUCUCUUUUUCCUUCUUUCUUUUUCUUCCUCUUUUUUCUUUUUCUUCCUCUUUUUUCUUUUUCUUCUUUUCUUCCACACUUUUUUCUUCUUUCUUCCCUUUUUUCUUCUUUCUUCCUUUUUCCUUUUUCUUCUUUCUUCCACUUUUCUUCUUUCUUCCUCUUUUCCUUUUUUCUUUUCUUCCUCUUUUUCUUCUUUUCUUCUCUUUUUUCUUUCUUUCUUUUUCCUUCUUUCUUCUUUCUUCCUCUUUUUUCUUCUUUCUUCCUCUUUUUCUUCUUUCUUUCCUCUUUCUUCUUUCUUCCACUUUUUUUUUCCUUCUUUCUUCUUUUUCCUCUCUUUUUCUUCUUUCUUCUCUUUUUCUUUUUUCUUCUUUCUUCUUUUUUUUCUUUCUUCCACACUUUUUUUUUUUCUUCUUUUUUUUUUCUUCUUUUCUUUCUUUCUUCCUCUUUUCCUUUUUCUUUCAUUUCCUCUUUUUCUUCUUUCUUCCUCUCUUUUCUUCUUUCUUCCUCUUUUUCCUUCUUUCUUCUUUCUUCCUCUUUUUCUUCUUUCUUCCCUCUUUUUCCUUUUUUCUUCUCCUUUUUUCUUCUUUCUUCCACACUUUUUCUUCUUUCUUCCACUUUUUCUUCUUUCUUCCUCUUUUUUUUCUUUCUUCCUCUUUUCCUUUUUCUUCUUUCUUCCACUUUUUUUUCUUUCUUCCCUCUUUUUCUUCUUUCUUCCUUUUUUUCUUCUUUCUUCUUUCUUUCUUUUUCUUCUUUUUCCACUUUUUCCUUUUUUCUUCUUUCUUCCACUUUUUUUCUUUCUUCCUCUUUUUCCUUUUUCUUCUUUCUUCCUCUUUUUUCUUUCUUCCUCUUUUUUCUUCUUUCUUCCACUCUUUUUUCUUCUUUCUUCCACUCUUUUUUCUUCUUUCUUCCUUUUUUUCCUUCUUUCUUCUUUCUUCCACACUUUUUUCUUCUUUCUUCCACUCUUUUUCCUUUUUUCUUCUUUCUUCCACUCUUUUUUCUUCUUUCUUCCACUCUUUUUUCUUCUUUCUUCCACUCUUUUUUCUUCUUUCUUCCUCUUUUUCCUUUUCUUCUUUCUUCCACUCUUUUUUUCCUUUUCUUUAUUUUAUUUUCUUUCUUUCUGCCUCUCAUCUUUUUUCUUUUUCAUUACUUCCAUUAAAUUCUUCUUCUUUUUAUAUUUCCUUCUAAUUUUCAUUGCUUCUUGCCCUCCAUUCAUUUAUCCUUCCUUUCUUUCUUUCUUUCUUUCUUUUCUGCAUUUCUCUAAUUUUGCUUUGAUUUUCUUUUUGCCAUAUUCUUGUUUUUAUUUCCCCUAUUCAGGUCUUUCUUUCUUUCUGCCUCUUCACCUUCUCGUUUCCUUUACUUCUUUUAUUUUCUUACCUCUUCAUCGACUUUUUCUUCUUUUUUCUGUCUUUCUCUUCCCCGUAUUAUUUCUCUCCUCUUCCUUUUACUCACGCUUCUUACCAUCUCUCUAA
Acanthosepion pharaonis is the source of this 2205-nucleotide messenger RNA. NCBI's taxonomy places the organism in Eukaryota, Metazoa, Mollusca, Cephalopoda, Sepiida, Sepiidae. The record is from the annotation of a GenBank genome assembly.